Molecule: messenger RNA, 2597 nt
Organism: Thunnus maccoyii (southern bluefin tuna)
Lineage: Eukaryota; Metazoa; Chordata; Actinopteri; Scombriformes; Scombridae
Product: C-type lectin domain family 4 member E-like
Exons: 6
Coding region: 136-1008 (290 amino acids)
Source: RefSeq, a predicted model, not a curated record
GGGGCUGGAGACAGCUUAAAAGCAGUUGAAACUGGGACAGAGCGCAUUGGCUUGAAGUUUGGAGGCCACCUUCGUUCUUCGCUGAAACUUUCCAAACUUUUAACUUCGACCCGUCUCUCUUCUUCCAUCUCUGACAUGUCGACCACCGGCGGCGGUUCCGUGGCCUGUGAGGGGAUGUACUCCAAACUGAUAGACGACGAGCCUGGCGCGUAUGACAACAUCAACCACCGCAGCCCAGAUGUGGGACUCGGAGCCCACCCAGUCUCUCCAGUCAGACUGACCCCCAGGCCGAGCACCCCGGGGCCCUACCGCUUCACCACCAUCUGCCUGGCUACGCUGUGUGCCGUCCUGCUGAUCUCCAUCAUAGCUGUCACUGUACACUAUAAGAACAAACCUCAGGGUGGAGGUGAAGGGACCCCAACGUUCCAGAAGCAGACGCAGGAGGCAGAUGUGUCGGCUCUGACCGCCUCCAUCAGCAAACUGCAGCAGGAGAACAUCCACCUGCAGAAAGAGGUGGAAGAGCUGCAGGCCAAACUGGCUGCCACUAACGCUCCUGAGGUGGAGACGACGGCGCCUAUUGUCUGCCCGACGGACUGGCAUCUCUUUAACAACAGCUGUUACUUAAUCUCCAAAUCAUCUGAGGAUUGGGAGGAGAGCAAGUCUUACUGCGAGAGGGAAGGAGCUCACCUGGCCAUCAUCCACACGGCUGAGGAGCAGACAUUUCUGUGGGAUCUACUUCCCAGAGGCCACUGGAACUCCUUCUGGUUUGGGAUCACUGACGAGCACACAGAGGAUCAGUGGAAGUGGGUCGAUGGCACCCCGCUGGUUGGAGGUUUCUGGGAGGACGGCGAGCCCAACAACCACAUCAACGAGGAUUGUGGCUACAUUGUGAAAACCCGUGUGCUGGAGCGAGUGGCGACAAAGAGUUGGUACGACGCCCCCUGCAGCAUGUUCUUGCCCUUUAUCUGUGAGAAGGAGAUGGACGCCAGUGCCAGGGUGCCACACUGAGACAUCAACACCGCUCUGGAAAAACACAAGGAACCAGUCAGUAGUUGGGCAGGUUUUUAAAAAACGUCUCUCUAUUUUCCCUGAAAACCUUGGAUUGAGAAUUCUGAUAUUUUGUGAGCAUAAUACACCUUAAAUUUGAAUUCACAUGUUCACAUCUAAUGCUGUUUACUCAGAUAUUGAAAUUCAUCCUUUACAGGAAGAACUUCAGAUAUAAUUUUCACCCAAAUGAAUAUAUAGUAUUUCAGACAUUUUUGUGAAUGGUCAGGUCUGUCCAGAACAUGGAGACAAGCACAAACGAGGUUAAAAGUAAAAUAUUUAGAUGAGUUUACAGAUGAAAACAGGUAGUAUAUUACUGAAAAUCUCUUUUUUAAACAGAAUUAUUCAUACUGAUUUUAAUUUUUUACCUAUUUUUUUGUAUUUUUUUUGUAACUGAAGUUAUAGUGAAAUUUAGAAAUAUGGUAAAAUAACACAAAAUUGUAAUUUAAAAAAACUGUUUUUUUCUUCAUGUGUGCUUAGAAAAGUGAAGGGAAAACAAAAUAAAUAAAAAUAAAGGACUCAGUAAUCAGAUAAUUUAACUAAGUUUGUAUAUAACAGGGAAUAACAUACAGACAAAGACAUAAAUACUACUGUAGAUGGAGGGAGAUGUUCACCUUACUUUUCAAAAUUCUAGUUUUGUACAACCACGUUCACAAUUUACUAAAAUCAUAAAAACCAUAAAAUUAUAAACAAGAAUAUAAACAAAUAUUUGACUCCCACCUUUUCUCUCAAACUGGCUGGACAUGGGAGAGCCCCACAAUCUCAUGUGUCGAAAUGCAAUCAGACUGAAUAUAUAGUAGUUACAGGCACGUUACAUUUCCAUUCAAGCAACUUUCCCUGCAACCGGCCUAAAAAGGUCAUGAUGUCAUGUUUCUGACUGGACUGAAGGUGCUAGUCUGGGCUAUUUGCACCUCCUCUUCAUGCAUUUUCUUUCCUCUUGCAUACAAAUAUUCAUUUUACUUUUCCACUGAUAAUGAAUCAUCUCUAAUGGCUUGUAUGUAAAAAGGUGAGCGGCUGCAGUUGGUGGUCAUUUAGUUUACCAGUUAUAAUUUUUUAAAACAAACAUUUGAGCUUCAUAUUCCAACAAAAAAAAAAAAAAAACAACGCAGAUGAGUCACUUUCUAAAGCUUUGGGGGAGGAUUGUGGUGCUUACAUGUCUUUAUGUGAUCAAAGAUGUUACACAGUUGUGGUGCUAGAGUGCAUCUGUGCCUUAAAUUACACUAUUCAUGUUUUUAUUGAUUUUUUUUAAUCAGGUGAAAAGCUCUUUUCAGUUUUAAAUGAUGUUGAAUGUACAUUAUUAGAUGAUAUUACCUGUGCAAAAAGGAAUAUCAUGAUGUUAAUUUUGUGUUAUGAUUAUAUGAUAUAAUGUAUGGUUAUGUCAUCUCAUUAAGAAUGAAUUAAUUGAAUGAAUGAUCUGAUUCUGAUUAUGCACUUUUUCUGACUUUAGUAUUUGCUCAGUUGAUUGAGUCGUUUUUACUGCAACAUAAAUUUAUGCAGAAAUGUGUCCUGUGGAUCUAGUAAUAAAGAAUAAAGAUCAUUGUUUUGUUUCUUAA